This is a messenger RNA of Mesorhabditis belari, 1872 nucleotides long. NCBI's taxonomy places the organism in Eukaryota, Metazoa, Nematoda, Chromadorea, Rhabditida, Rhabditidae. The record is from the annotation of a GenBank genome assembly.
AUGGAGAAUGAAGAAGUGGACAGGACACUUGAUGCCACAAAGUUGUUGCUUGAUGCUUUGGAACAGGACCCAACCCUGCUACAAGAUGAGUAUUUCAUGCAAAAGCUUUGCUACUUACGCGAUCAGCAUCGCCACACAACGAGAUACUUGAGAAGAGCUAGGCGCACUCUGGCCGACCCAAAGCCGAGCACUUCCACGGAUUUUGUCGACGAGCCGCCCACAGUGAAAUACGUGGCUUCGCUAUAUGAAAAUGAUCAUUUGAGUCCAAAAAAUCGUGAAGCAAUCGAUGAUCUUGAAUAUAAUGGGAAUCAUUCCAAAUCCUCAGAAGACCUUUGGCAUUCGCAGAGAAAUCGAUCCGAUGAGAACUCUGAUGUCAGAAAACGGAGAAGAAAUGGGCCAAUAGCCACCACCUCCUCCAUAUACUCCCAGCGACGCCUGGACGAAUAUGGGAGAAAUUUGGAGGUUCAAGGAAAAGCGAAAAGUCUUCAUGAUUUGCGCUCGAAAACGGAUCGCCCAAAAUGGACGCCUGCUGUCACCGUGCCACAACCGUUUUCGAUGAGCGAAAGAGAACCCAAAAAGAAUAGCUAUUCGACGAAAUUCCUCGACGAGUUGCGAGCCGAAAAGGAAAAGAAAAAUUUGGAAGAGGAAGAAGCAUUGAAAAUGAUUCCAAAAUUCAAAGCGAAACAACCGCCAACCACUACGUAUGUUCCUGAUAAUUUUCGUGUUUUCGAUGAGAAGUACAUUGAGACAAUACGAAAGAAAACGAAUGCCAACCUCCGUGCCCGUCAAAUGGGGAUGAAUGGAAGAGCGAAAUCGGCGACGGAGUUGAGUGAAAAUGCUCCAAGAAGAGCUCGUCCAGUCCCUCUCAGCACUUAUGUCUCUCCAUCCCCUGUUGCUGAAUUGAAACGAGAAAAAGAAGCGCACAAACGGGCCAUUGAACUGCUCGAAGAAGCCGCUACACCAAAUGGAAUAAAAGAGCACGAAACUUUAACGCAUAUUCGUGGUCGAAUGAGACACCACGAUUGCCAAGCGAAACAGGAUUUCAGAAUACAUCGCUCAAGAUCUGUCCCUGAUUUUCGAUCGAUUCACAAUCGUUUAAAAGAACAACUCGAGUCGGCCAAGCGUAAACCGACAACCAUCCCGAGCCCCUUUAGAUUGUCCGAAUCGAAGACGAGAAGACAUAAAGCUUGUUCAUCUCGUUCUCCAUCCACUCAUCUCACUCCUCAACCCGUGCCUGCAUUCGGUGAUCCGCCAAUCGUUCGCCCCACUAAAGCUGAGAAACUGCGAAGAAGUGCCGUCAAAGAAAGAAUGCACAAACAAUAUCGAAUCAAGAACGAGUCUCGCGAGUUCUGGGAGUCGAGAAAAGAGGGAUUAGAGGAAAGCAGGAGAAGAUUAGCCACUUCGUUGGGGGAAAAAUCGAUCAUCGACUUUGACACAAAAACCGAGCAGAGAAGACGAGCACAAACGGAAACUGGAAAUGAGUACGAGAGGCAACUUGAAGAAAUGCGCAUUCGUGUCCUUGCCCGUCCAUUGAUCAUUGAACAACAAGAGGCUCUCAUUCAGAAACACGCAAUGCAACGAAAAUUCCUUCAACGAAUUUCUGACUUUAAAAAGGAGCAAAUUAGAAAAGCGAGGAGUGGGCGAAAAAAGGAUUCUCCGAAAAUCAACGCCUCUCGGCACUCCUCAAACGCGACUUUUCUCGUUGAGCAAGAGGAAAAUGAAAAAGAAAUCAUCGAAAAAGAUUCCCUUGAUCGUGACUCAUCGACAAAACAGGUUCUCGAAAAGGAUCAAAGAGAAAUAUUGGUGGAAGACCGGGUUGUUGAGGGGAGAGAAGAGGUGAACCUGUCCCUUCAACAACAAGUUGCUCUUGAU